Tripterygium wilfordii is the source of this 894-nucleotide messenger RNA. Its product is annotated as auxin-induced protein 15A-like. The transcript has a single exon. The record is from RefSeq and is a predicted model, not a curated record. Gene Ontology annotation, biological process: response to auxin. NCBI's taxonomy places the organism in Eukaryota, Viridiplantae, Streptophyta, Magnoliopsida, Celastrales, Celastraceae. Bases 89 to 391 code for a protein of 100 amino acids.
AGCCACUCAAGUUCUAGUAUUCUCAAACACCAAAAGUUAUCUUUUUCCUUCAACUUCAAGUAUUCUGAGAUUUUCUCUCUUGUUAAGCAUGGGCUUUCGUUUGCCUGGUAUUGUUCAAGCUAAGAAAGCUCUUCGACAUCUUCCCGGUACUGCUAACCAAGCAGCUCCAGGAGCCUUAGAUGUUCCGAAGGGCUACUUUGCAGUUUAUGUUGGAGAAAACCAAAAGAAGCGUUUUUUGAUCCCAGUAUCAUACUUGAACCAGCCUUUGUUCUUGGAUUUGCUCAGUCAAGCUGAAGAAGAAUUUGGAUAUGAUCACCCGAUGGGUGGUCUUACAAUUCCUUGCAGUGAAGACAUCUUCAUUGACAUCACUAAUCGCUUAACCAGGUCAUGAAAGAGUAAUGACUUCGUGCAUGGCCAGCUCCCAUAGUGUGACGUGACAUACUUGGACAUAGAAGAGGCUGAAGAGUUUUGUAGACAUUUAGAAUUUUUAUGUACACAACAAUUUAUUUCAUCUUUUUUCCUGCAUGGAAAUGCAGUUUGUUACAAAUUCUCACCAAAUUGAGAAUUAGAAAUAUGAGAUCAACUGAUUCUUUAAACUCUGUAAUUCUUUCAUUCUCUCUUAGACCUGCUAUUGAAUUGUUCACUUAUUUGCCCUCAAUAUUAUCCAAGGGUUAGAGUUUGGUCUGGCAAUCUCUAUCUGUCUUAAUCAGUAACAUGACUUGGUGUAACAAUGAGUUGACUCAUAUAUGUGGGGUUCUCUCUUAAUCUCACACUUCUUCUGCUUAGAGAUCCGUGGUCAAGUUCUCCAUCUGAAACUAGAAAGGAAUACUCUGUUUUUUUGUCUUAUUUUGAUCUUCCCGCUGCUUGUGAGUCAAGAAUUUACCCAUUACUUUG